Paramecium primaurelia is the source of this 303-nucleotide messenger RNA. Lineage: Eukaryota; Ciliophora; Oligohymenophorea; Peniculida; Parameciidae. The record is from the annotation of a GenBank genome assembly.
CUUACAUAUAGUGCUUUUUAAAGUAUGAAUUGCUUAAUGCUGAAAUUGGAUAAAACCUUAUUUAAAAGAACUUCAUUCAACCCUAUGAAAUUCUUAUUGUAAUAUGGAGUUCUAUCGAUGAUGUCAUAUUAAAUAACUAAAAAAUAUUUCUGUAGAGAUGUAAAAUAGACUUUUCAUGACAUGAAUGAGAAUAUAUAAUUUGUUGUAGAAUAAUAUCAUUGGGGAAUGGAAUUGAUGACUCAUGACAAUAAAGCUAAUUGUUUAGGUGAAUUCUUAGAAAAAUGAGUUGAUUUUGAUUGGAGC